Molecule: messenger RNA, 2174 nt
Organism: Brachypodium distachyon (stiff brome)
Lineage: Eukaryota; Viridiplantae; Streptophyta; Magnoliopsida; Poales; Poaceae
Product: pumilio homolog 12
Exons: 5
Coding region: 191-1858 (555 amino acids)
Biological process (GO): post-transcriptional regulation of gene expression
Cellular component (GO): cytoplasm
Molecular function (GO): mRNA binding
Source: RefSeq, a predicted model, not a curated record
GUCUGUCUCUCCUAAUUGCCAAAUCACGGAUCCAUUUGCUGGUUAGUUAUGAUCGACAGCCGGAUCCGUACAAGUCAUGGACGGCGGACGGCGGACCCCUUCCUCCCUAUAUAUAUAAGCUAGCUAGCACGCACACGAAUGCCCCAGAGCUUCCCAAAUAUCCAAUCGCGAUUCGAUCGUUUCAUUUGUCAUGGAUCCGGGCAAGCAGAAGCAGAGCGCCGCCGCCGCCACCGAUGACGCCACAAACAACAAGUCCUCUCCCGACGCCGACGCCGCCCUCGCAUCCUACAUGCAGAAGGCGAUGCGCGUCGACGACCUGACCUUGGAGGAGACGCAGCAGGCGGCGCAGCAGGGGUACUACCCCUACUACGUGGCGCCGACCUCGCUGUCGUUGGCGCGUCCGUGGGCGCCCCAGCGUCAGGCCAUCCCCCACAACCCGCCGCUGCCGCAGGAUCUUCAGGUGACGCGGCGAUUCUGGCCGCAGACGCCGCCGCCGCCGCAACCCGAGCCGUCGGAGGCGAGCCGCUCGUCGCCAGGAGGCUUCUCGGUGAUCGGAGCCUACCAGUACCAAUCCCAAUCUGUCGCAUCGUCCUCUCAGCCGCCGCCUUACACGCUGAGCGCCAGCCAGUACUACCAACCCUUCGCCUCGCUCCCAUCUGCGGCGGCAUCGGCGAGCUCUUCCAGCACCAACAACGCCGACCAGGCCCAGUACUACCUGGUUCCCGUCCCCGCCGCCGCCGCCCACUACCAGUACCAGUCCGGUGAAGCCUCAUACGCUCCUGAUGAUUUCUUCCUGGAACCGAAUCAGAUACAGAUGCGUCCACGCCAGACGGCGCAGGGAGCCCUCAGGCUCCCCGAUUCCCCCGAGCGCGUGGUCCGCCUGCUCCAGGACGGCGACGAGCGGACGCGCCAGAGCGUGCUCCACGCGGUCAGAUCUCUCGUUCACGCUUUCAUGGACAGCGAGGAGGGGCACGAGGUGUUCGUCGCGCUGUUGCGGGCCUGCUGGGACCGGCCCGACGAGCUCAAGGCCAUUGUCGAUGCCGCCGUCCCGCCCAGGCCCAGCUACUACUCCUACGGGAAGCCCUCGCUGCUGCUGCGUGCGUCCAAGCACGAAUAUUACUGGGAUGCUUCUCUGAAGGAGCUCAUCACGGCGGUGGCGAGGCACCCCGAUGACCUCUGCCCGACACUCUUACAGGGUCUCCUCAGCGAAGGCUUGUUGGAACACGCCAAAGGGGAACAGCUGGUUCAGCACUGCUUUGCCACGAUGCGCUACGAGGAUACCAGGAUUCUGCUGCGCACCGCCCACUACCAGUUUAACUCCCUGCUCAAGUCGUCGCUCGGGUCCAAGUGCCUGGUGGAAUGCUUCGCGAACGCGAGAGACAAGGAGCUCCGUGACUUCCAGCAACGCCUCCUUGCUGACGCCGUCAACAUCGCAACGGGAGAGUACAGCAACUACUUCGUGCAGCACGCCCUGGACCACGGCAGCAGCGACGAGUUCAAGCAGGGCCUCAUCGAGCAGCUCAUGGCAGAUGUGGAGCACCUGUCCCUGAACCAAUACGGGAGCUACGUCGUGGAGAAAUGCCUCAAGAAUACCGGGCUGCUGUACCGCGUGCUCCUGGCGUUCCUGCGCCUGAAUCCUGACCAGCUCGCCAAUCUCGUCAUGGGCAAGUACGCCAACUACGUCGUCCAGAAGCUGCUCCAUAAUGGCAGAUAUAGGUUCCCUUCGGAGACAAUGAUGCUGGCACAGUCAAUCGAGAGGCUGCCAGAGAACGUCCUGGAGAACGAGUACGCGAAGAAGGUGGCGAAGAUGAGCAGGAAGAUCGUCUCGUCCCGCAGGCACCGCCAGUACUAUGGGUGAUCCCUGGUGUAUUCUGUUGUAGUAUUACCCAAUGCAGGCCGUCAGGCGUUUUUUAAGAUUUUUGUAGCCGAUCCAAAGCAUGUCGUCAUGAGAACCGGUAUGAGUGUCUGUGAGUUCGUCUGUUACUUUGUGUGUCUGUUCGAUUUGAAUGAUCUGUAUUCAUCAAAGUGUAAGCGCUACUGUCCUGUUACUUUGGGUUAUAUGUACUGUGUUGUGUUCAUCGUCUUGUGUAUCAUGGGCACCUUUAAAGACAAUUGUACCAUGUGUGUCCCAUUUGCAUUCGUGGUUAAGACUAUAUAUGAGGAUUUAUUUCUUA